AUGAGACUGCGGCAAUCUCUCAUCCUCCUGCCCGCGCUGCAGCUGCUCGCGAGGUUUACAGUCGCCGAGAUCGACGGCAAGCAGGUUGCACGAGCAGCUGCGCCCGCCUACAACAACGCCGUCCCUGACCCUUCGCCCACUGCCACGCCUCCGGGCGCCGUCAAGGGAACAAAAGAUGCGCCUGUUGACGGCUUCGACGGCAAGCCUCACGCGGGCCCGUACAUUGACGACACACCCACCUCGCACGACAAGAAGCCCGCUGUCGUAGAAGACCUGGGCACCGGCAAGAAGACAGUCGCCGGCUCGAAAGACUCCACCCUGGUCGGCGCCGAGGCCAAAGUGCUCGAUGGCGACAAGAGCGUCAUGCAGGACCCUGACCGGAAGCUGGCCACGGGCAAGACUGGCGUCGAGGGCGGCGUCUCGGCGAAGGACAAGGAGCGUCUGGCGCACGAGGACAAGACUGGCUCCAAGAAGGAGCAGGUGCCCACUUCACCCAAGGAGGCUCCGCCGCCGCCCCACGGCGAGCAGUCGCAUCUGAAGGAAGCCGCUGCCACAGAAAUUAUCUCCACACGUGUCUAUGGCGCUGUAGGCCUCGAGAAACCCACCGAUUUGCCAGACACUCCGCACGACGAUGCCCCCCACCCCGUCCCCGACUCUCUCUCGAAAGCAGACCCGCUGGACACCACACCCAAGUCCAAGACACCUGCCUCCAGCCCGCCCGACGAGGAGGCCGGCGGCGUCAUUCAGCCCUUCCACUCCUUCGUGCUCUCCUUCACAAUGAUCAUCUUCUCCGAGAUUGGCGACAAGACCUUCCUCGUGGCCGCUUUGAUGGCCAUGCGACACCCCCGCCUUGUCGUCUUCUCGGCUGCCUUCUCCGCGCUCGCCGUCAUGACGGUGCUUUCCGCUGUGCUCGGCCACGCUGUACCCGCCUUCCUUUCUGAGCGUUUCACACACUUGGCUGCUGCUAUUCUCUUCCUUGUUUUUGGCGUUAAGCUGUUGCGCGAAGGCCUCGCCAUGAGCCCAGACGACGGUGUCGGUGAAGAAAUGCGCGAGGUGGAGGAGGAGCUGGAGGAGAAGGAGCAGCUUGCGCGUUCCAAGGGUCGUCGUCGAUCAUCCAUCUCGCCUUACGCUCUUGAAUCCGGUCGUGCACGACGCUCUCGAUCCAGCUCCAGGCUGCCCGCUCCUGCCCGCAGCCCCUCCACCUCGCCCGACCGAUCUCCAUCGCCCAGAGGAUCUUCAUUUACUGGUGCUCUUAACGGCAUCAACAACCUCUUCUCCCUGCUCCUCAGCCCGGCUUGGGUGCAAACCUUCGUCAUGACCUUCCUUGGAGAGUGGGGUGAUCGCAGUCAGAUCGCUACGGUGGCUAUGGCUGCAGGCUCUGAUUACUGGUGGGUCACUGCCGGUGCCACCGUUGGACACGGUAUCUGUACCGCAGGCGCCGUUAUUGGUGGUCGCGCCAUCGCUGGCAAGAUCAGUAUGCGCAAUGUCACCCUCGGCGGCGCAAUUGCCUUUCUCCUUUUCGGUAUCAUCUACGCGUUUGAGACGUACUAUCACGAGUGA
This is a messenger RNA of Ascochyta rabiei, 1560 nucleotides long. Its product is annotated as GCR1-dependent translation factor 1. Gene Ontology annotation, cellular component: Golgi apparatus; fungal-type vacuole membrane. Lineage: Eukaryota; Fungi; Ascomycota; Dothideomycetes; Pleosporales; Didymellaceae. Gene Ontology annotation, molecular function: calcium ion transmembrane transporter activity; manganese ion transmembrane transporter activity. Bases 1 to 1560 code for a protein of 519 amino acids. Gene Ontology annotation, biological process: calcium ion transmembrane transport; Golgi calcium ion homeostasis; Golgi calcium ion transport. The transcript has 3 exons. The record is from RefSeq and is a predicted model, not a curated record.